Labrus bergylta (ballan wrasse) is the source of this 2823-nucleotide messenger RNA. It is a transcript of the gene slc1a8b, whose product is annotated as solute carrier family 1 member 8b. Gene Ontology annotation, cellular component: plasma membrane. NCBI's taxonomy places the organism in Eukaryota, Metazoa, Chordata, Actinopteri, Labriformes, Labridae. Gene Ontology annotation, molecular function: L-glutamate transmembrane transporter activity; glutamate:sodium symporter activity; neutral L-amino acid transmembrane transporter activity. The record is from RefSeq and is a predicted model, not a curated record. Gene Ontology annotation, biological process: L-glutamate transmembrane transport.
AGAAGGGGAGGAGUUUGAAAGUUUCCCGGUGACUGACCAAUCACAGAGCUCCGUGAAAGUAACGUUUACUGCAGCAGCAGCAGCAGCAGGCUCCAACUGAGUGUGCCAACUCAGCUCCACUGAUCCUCCUGUUGAGGUUGAGCAGAUUGAGGCUGUGUGUUGAAGCCAGCCAGAAGAGGGAGGUCAUGGAAGCCCGGACAAGCCUCGAGAGACCAUGGAAGAAAGUGAACUGGCCACCAGGAAAGCCAGACUUGAACUGGAGGAGCUCCUCAGUGAGACAGGACAGACGUUUGAUCUCUUUCUGUGGAAGUUCUUCUCCACCUCGGAUCUUGUUGGAUACAAACCGAGAGACUUCACUCACCAGGAGAUUCAGAUAUCAUUUUCAUUCAGGGGGAAGGGGGGGUCUGUCCGCAUACGGACCGAGUCAAAAAAUGAUGGAGGGCUUGAAGAAGAUGUUGAACAACAUGGUGUCGCUUAAAGUCCGGGCGUAUGUGAAGGACUACUGCAAGAGGAACGGCUUGCUGACACUGUCGGUCAUUGCUGUAGUGACUGGCUGUGUGCUUGGAUUUCUCCUCAGGUCACUCAACCUUUCCACACAGGCUAAGAUCUACUUCUCCUUCCCUGGAGAACUGCUGAUGAGAAUGUUAAAGAUGUUGAUUCUACCUCUCAUCACCUCCAGUCUUAUGUCCGGCUUGUCAGCCAUGGACACCAAGGCAAGUGGCCGACUGGGGGUCCUGACCAUCACCUACUACCUGUGGACGACCUUCAUCGCUGUCAUCGUCGGCAUCGUCCUGGUGCUCAUCAUUCAUCCGGGGACGGGCUCAGAGAAAGAUGGCCACCACGCAAGCUCAGGGCCUGUAAUGACCUCCGCUGACGCUCUUCUGGACCUCAUCAGGAACAUGAUCCCCUCAAACCUGAUUGAAGCCACUUUCCAGCAGUAUCGCACAGACCUGGUUCCCAUUGUUCAGAACUCAGAUGUAAAAGAUUCUCAGGCCAACUAUGUGUACGUCAUGCCCGACUAUCACAACCCUCAACUGGGUCACCCAGUCUUCCUGGAGAUCACCCCGGCUCCUGACAUCAAGUAUAAAAUCGUCCCCAGCACCAGCAAGGGCAUGAACGUCCUUGGGAUUGUCAUCUUCUCGGCCACUAUGGGUCUGCUGCUGGGGAAGAUGGGAGAACGUGGAGCGCCACUGGUCAAUGUUUGCCAGUGCAUCAACGAGUGCGUCAUGAAGAUCAUUAAUGCUGCCAUGUGGUACUUUCCCUUUGGCAUUGUGUUCCUAGUGGCAGGAAAGAUCCUGGACAUGCAAGAUCCCGCCCACCUGGGUGAGAAGCUGGGCAUGUACUUCAUCACAGUCCUGUCUGGAUUGUUUGUGCACGGCCUCAUCCUGCUGCCUCUCUUCUACUUCUUCUUCACCCGCAAAAACCCCUUCCCCUAUAUCAGAGGGUUGCUGCAGGCUCUUGUUAUUGCUCUGGCCACGUCAUCCAGCUCAGCCACGUUGCCCAUCACCAUGAAGUGCCUGCUUGAGAACUGUGGUGUGGACCGGCAGAUUGCUCGUUUUGUACUGCCAGUGGGCGCCACAAUCAACAUGGACGGGACAGCCCUGUACGAGGCAGUGGCGGCCAUCUUUAUAGCACAGGUCAACGAGUAUGACUUGGACUUUGGUCAGCUCGUCACUAUCAGUAUAACAGCAACAGCUGCCAGCAUCGGUGCAGCUGGGAUACCUCAAGCGGGUCUUGUUACCAUGGUGAUUGUCCUGACUUCAGUGGGGUUACCACCUGCUGACAUCUCCCUGAUUGUCGCCAUCGACUGGGUUCUCGAUCGCUUCAGGACGAUGAUUAAUGUUCUCGGUGAUGCCUUGGCUGCUGGGAUUAUGGCUCAUUUAUGUAGGAAGGACUUUGAGAAAGCAGAACCCUCUUCUCCACCCACUGCCACUGCUGAUGAUGAUAAUGGAGGGGGCCCCCAACGGAGGGACACAGUAAUCUCCUUUGGUAAUCAGAGUGUGGCGUUUUCUGAUGCUCCUUUGAUCACACACCGCUGCGAUUACGUUUUCGAGGUGGACGGAGAGAGUGUGAUGGAGAGACCUCUGGCCUGCUACAACCUCUGUCAAGUCUGACACACUUAAACUAAAAAAUGGCCAGCAAAUGAUACUGCCUUCUAAAGCACAAGACUUGCCUCACUUGAGACUAUAAGGGACCAUCAUCUGAGGCUCUGAAAAAUCCGGUUUUGGUAAUAACCUGUUAGGUUUCAGCCCUACAUGAGACCAUGGAUGGAGUACAUUGUAGUGUCAGGAUUUAGCGGCUUGAAUGGAUUUUCACUGUGCCAUGCUGAAAACACAAACCUUCAUUACUUGAUGUAGUGUGUCUCUAUUUGACUGAGACUGAAGUUGGGGGGGGGGAUGCAUUGUGUCACAUGUACACACAAUGUUAAUAAGGGUACUCUGAAUGCAUCUGCAGACAUAUUGUCUUGCACCGACAUGCAUUACAUUAAUUAUUGUUCCAUUACUCAGUGUUGACGGUUACAUUUCUCAGAGUGGCUGUCCUGAUGAAGUAUGAUGGCAGGUAUAGACUUCAGUGUUUUGAGUUGCCUUACCAUGAUCUCAGUUAUUCUGGGAAGUUGAAAGACUUGAAAGUAAAACACAUUGAGAGGAUGCAUUUUUGUUUUUGUCGUACGUUAGGCUAUGUAUAGUUUAUAAAUAGACAGUGAAGCAACAUGAAUGGCAAUAUUUACAUUAUGCUAACCAGAUGUUCAAUUCUGUUUUUUUAUACCUAUGCUUUCAAUUUUGCGUUAAUGUUUUUUUUAAAUAAAAACCUGCUGCACUCAAA